UAAAAACACACCUACGUCAUUACGUCGUGUUUGAACGUGGCGGCGCGAUCCCUAGCAGCAGCUCACCUAAAGUUGAUUAGCAGCGUUUUCUUGUAAUAUUAAAGAAUGCGAACAAAACGACAUUUUACAUUACAAUGCAGGUAGUAAAUGGCAUCCAAUCUCUCAGUGAGUUUGGUAUACAGACCGAUCAAAUACGGCUUUAAUCGCAAUAUCUCAGGACUGCGAUGACCUGCAAAUUAAGUGGCCUGUUCAACAUUGGUGAGGACUUUGAUGAUGAGGACCUGCUCGGGACCGACUGGGCUGUCCGCUCAGCGCCUGGAUCAGCUGAUGUGGCAGCUGCUGUGUCCUCCUGCUCGCUGCGGGCAUCCUCUGUUUCUCACAGAGAGCCGGAGAAAAACUGCGUUCAGCAAACUACAGAGAGAUCAGCUGCUCUGUGUAACAGCUCGGCAUCGAGGAGCAGCACACACACCGCUGCAGCACAAACUGUUGCUCAGGGUUUGAGGCGGCCCUCUUCCUCCUCCUUUUCCUCUGCUCAGACUCAUCCUCACACACUGGAUAAAUCUCAGCCUGCUUUGACACACCAACAGAGUCCUGCCAACACGGCGGGACCGGAUGAUUUUGAUGAUUGGGAUGUUGACCUGGCAGACCUGGAUGAGUGUGACCAGCAGAUGGUGCAGUCUGCUGCUCCAGCCCAACCUGCACCUGCGUUUAAUCCUGCAACUUCAGCAAAAACACUGCGACCCCCGACAAGCAGCGGACCUAAUCGGACCCAGAGAGACUUGAACGCUGCUCCCCAGGCCCCUGGCUCUUCUAGUAGUUACCUACCUACUCGGAUCUGCUCCACUCAUGUUCUCAGAACUGCAAACCCCCGCCCCUCUCCCCUGUCAGUGCCUCCUCAGAGUCCAAGUGUUUUCUCUGGCCUUACUGUGUCUUCCCCUGCCCCCAGCCCUAUUUCCAGGACACUCAACAGGCCCCAGAGACCGUGGGCAACACCAGGACCCUCCCCUCAGGGCCGUGCAAUCUUUGAGUCAUUCUCCCCAGUGCCCUCUUCCUGUUCCUCACUGAACUCCUCCACCCUCAGCCCUCAUCCCCUUCACACACCGGUCCUCACCAACCGCCUGGUGCAGCUGGUCUCAGCCUCCAAUAAGCUUCCUCAGAGGAGACCCCGCUCCGAUGCCCACCGGCCCAGGACCCGCCGCUUCCCGGGGCCCGCAGGGUUCCUGCCAGAGCAGCUUCAGGGUCAGAGGCUGGACGACAUCGUGGUUUCUGUCCCUCAGACUCCGGCUCACGGCGCUGUGGCCCGGUCACCAAGCCAGGGCUCCAGCUCACAGACUGAAGAAGACGAGUUCAGCGGUGGUCCCUGGGCUGCGAUGAAAGCAGAGAUGGGAUUGGACGAGAGGAACCCCUCGUGCUUCCUGCACUCCUACAGUGUGGUCAUGGUUCUCCGAAAGGCUGCACUGAAACGGCUGGCGAAAAACAAAGUUCCCAAUAUGGCCGUGCUGCUGAAGAGCAUCAUCCACACACACGCUGAUGCCAAGGUUGUGUUUAAAGACCCGACAGGGGAGAUUCAGGGAACGGUUCAUCGGCGUCUCCUAGAGGACCGAGUGGAGGAGCUGAAGGUGGGAGCUGUACUGCUGCUCAAACAGGUGGGUGUGUUUUCCCCUUCCCAUCGUAACCAUUACCUGAACGUGACGCCCAACAAUCUGCUGAGGAUCUACGGCCCUGAUGGAGUCAGUCUGUCCUCCACUCAGCUCCCCCCGCUCCUCCUGGAGCCGAUGUCCCCCGCAGGUCCCCCCCCCACCGUCCUCCGGGAGCCCGUGUCUCGGAUGCAGCUGGUGUUUGACGAGGACGAUGAUGAGGGACAAGAAGGGGAAAAAUGCUCGGAGAGACGUGAGGAUGCGGAAACCCCAAGAGACACUAGAGCCGCCCCCAGCAGAGAGCAUGCUGGGAACACGGCAGCACAGGACUCAGGCUGGGAUGCAGAUGAUGACCUAGAUGAACUCCUGGGAGACUUACCUGAAGACACCUACAGCCUCUGAUAACCCAUCAGCAAACCUCCUGCACACACCGUCUCCACCGACUGGAGUCUGUUACAUUUUCCAGUUCAUAAAUAUCACAGAGAAAAGUUAAUUUGUUGAUGCUGUCAUUUCUCUGCAUCACUAGUGACGGAUUUGUUAUAAGAAGCAGUCACUCGAAGCCAACACAUGCUCAUUAAUCACUUGCAAAAGCUCCUGAAAUCAGCUGUUUGUUUUCAAAUUCACGUCUUAUAUUCUCACAAAGAAUAAUUCUGAGAUUGUCUGCGUUGGUGUAUUUUGGCUGAUACUCUUUCAUUGUUAUCUGUUGUUACACUUUAAUUAAGUGACCUUGCAAUAAAGGAACCUAUCUACAAAGCAUUGAUUUGGUAAUCCUGCAAAAAGAGCCCAAAGAGAGGCUUUUCUGUCAGCCUGCGCUCCAUUUUCAGUUGGGAUUUUCCGAAGCUUGCAGUGGAGUAGAUACACUGUGACCCAUCUUGUUUGCCAUGCGUUUAGAGGUGCAUCUCAGCCACAUGAGGAUUGCUUGAUUAAAAAAAGGGUUUACCAGGCCCUGUCUGUAGAGAGCCAGAGCAUCAGAGUGGAGUUACACCGUGACUAACAGGCUCUUAUGGAGGCUUUCCCAACUCAUCAUCUACUCUGCUUCACUGUGAAAAAAAAUCUGGUUAAUCCUCUGCCUCUUUGUUAUUUGGUGUAUACUGCAGCUGCUGAAACUGCCUGGACUAUGUUUAAAAGAGGAAGUGGGAAUGAUGAAAUGAGGUGCAUUGUAUAUCAUCCCAAAUGCGAGUUAAUUGGCUGAAAAUAGAACAGUUUACAAUAUAGUCUGUAAAUGCUUUAAGGCUGCAACUACAGAUUAUUUUAAUCAAUAAAUCCGCCUAUUAUUUUCACAAUUAUUCAUUAAGUCCAUUCAAUGUAAAAAAAAAAUAGAACAUUUCAAAUAAGCAUAAACAAUGACUUUCCUAUAAUUUUUUUAUUUAGAAAUAAAGCCAGCAGGGGGUAGCAUUUAACACCCACGCUGGCAGCUCCGGUCCUAGUGGACAUCAUUAGUUAAGUUCAUGAGCUUAUGAGACAGCUGAGAGACCUGAAGAUAAAACUUUUAAUUGGAGGGAAACUUGAAUUAAAUAGGAGAAGGCUCUUUGAAAGUGCGUGUAUGUGCGUGCUCGUUCAGACCGGGUUGCUACUUCUGUUAUCUACACAUCAACCAAUUAAGACCUCCUCAAAAGGGGAAGGAGGUCCGAUUCAGCUAUUCUGCAGCUACUGAUCACACUCUGAAAUAAUUUGCCCUUCAACUUUAACCGUGUCUUGCCAGAGGUAAAACAUCAACUGUGCCCUGUCUUGCCAACUCUGGUACUCACACUUCCUAAUUAUCUGUCUUGUAAGAGUUUAUUGUUUUUCAUAAGCCAUUAAAAUAGUCCGAAAGUGUA
Trematomus bernacchii (emerald rockcod) is the source of this 3454-nucleotide messenger RNA. It is a transcript of the gene hrob, whose product is annotated as homologous recombination factor with OB-fold. The transcript is spliced from 10 exons. Lineage: Eukaryota; Metazoa; Chordata; Actinopteri; Perciformes; Nototheniidae. The coding region runs from base 225 to 2039 and encodes 604 amino acids. Gene Ontology annotation, biological process: recombinational repair. The record is from RefSeq and is a predicted model, not a curated record.